Artibeus jamaicensis (Jamaican fruit-eating bat) is the source of this 1834-nucleotide messenger RNA. It is a transcript of the gene TRMT61B, whose product is annotated as tRNA methyltransferase 61B. The record is from RefSeq and is a predicted model, not a curated record. The transcript has 7 exons. Bases 26 to 1453 code for a protein of 475 amino acids. Gene Ontology annotation, biological process: tRNA methylation. Gene Ontology annotation, cellular component: tRNA (m1A) methyltransferase complex. Lineage: Eukaryota; Metazoa; Chordata; Mammalia; Chiroptera; Phyllostomidae.
CGCGACGGCGCCUGCGCACGUCAGUAUGCUGUCCGCGGGCCACCGCGGUCCAGUCCUGUUACAUCUGCGGCGCCUCUGUAGGCGGCCAGUGAUCGCGACCUGCCCGUUACUGCGUGGACUUGGACAAGAGCCCUUCGAGAGAGCCCGGUCACUGUGUCUCAAGUCCUCUCAAAGAGAAGCGCGAGAUGGAGAGGGAGAGCUCAAAGCGACACCAAAGAAAGUCCCCAGCGCAGAGUCGCCUCCAUCUCUCCCUCCGAGCGUCCCUGGCACUGGGACCAGAUGUCAUUCAUCCCUGGAAUGCCUCAGACUGCCGACGCCUCCAGAGGAGUCAACCGCUCGAGAGCGCGAGGACUCGAGGGAAGAUCAGGGUCAGGCCAGCCCCGCAUGCCGGGGAUCCGGGACUCCCUCUCUAUCCGCCCUGGUCCAAGAACUUCCCGUCCCCUCUUCCUGGUCUUCCAGAGAGGAGCCCUUUCGGGCUGGGGAACUGGUUUUAGCUGAGAUCGGGAAGAGGGAAACACAAUUUAAAAAGUUAUUUAGGUUGCACAAGGCCGGGCAUUUAAACAGUACCUGGGGGGCAGUCCCGUUCAGCGACAUCGUGGGGAAGUUCCCUGGCCAGAUACUAAGGAGUUCCUCUGGUAAGCACUUCAUGCUGAAGAGGCCGGCAUUGGAAGACUAUGUAUUACUAAUGAAGAGAGGUCCUGCCAUAACGUAUCCAAAGGAUGUAAAUAUGAUGCUGUUGAUGAUGGAUAUUCACCCAGGUGAUACUGUUUUGGAAGCUGGCUCGGGUUCUGGUGGAAUGAGUUUGUUUUUAUCUAAAGCAGUUGGAUCAGAAGGACAAGUCAUAAGUUUUGAAAUACGAAAAGACUACCAUGAACUGGCUAAGAAGAAUUACAAACACUGGCGUGAUUCAUGGAAAAUUAGUCAUGUAGAAGAGUGGCCAGACAAUGUGGAUUUCAUUCAUAAAGAUAUUUCAGGAGCAACUGAAGACAUAAAAUCUUUAACACUUGAUGCGGUAGCUUUGGAUAUGUUGAAUCCUCAAGUUGCUUUGCCUGUUUUAUAUCCACAUCUUAAACAGGGUGGUGUAUGUGCUGUAUAUCUAGCAAACAUCACACAGGUUAUUGAACUUUUAGAUGGAAUUCGCAUCUGUGAACUUGCUCUCUCAUGUGAAAAGAUAAGUGAAGUCAUUGUCAGAGAUUGGUUGGUUUGCCUUGCAAAACAGAAAAGUGGGAUUUUAGUUCAAAAAGUACAACCUCAAAUCAAUGUGGAUUUACAAUUACAUUCUCAAAAGAAAAGUAGAAUUGAAGGAGAGAUGUUUCAAGAGGAUGACGAUGAAGAAUCACAUUCUGAUUUUCCAUAUGGAUCAUCUCCCUAUAUUGCUAGACCUAUACACUGGCAAACUGGUCAUACAGCUUUUCUUGUCAAGUUGAGGAAGUUCAAACCACAACUUAACUGAGUACUUCAGAUGACAGCAACUGAUUUGAAGACAGAAAAGUAUCAAAAUACAACUUUAUAUUGCAAAUCAUUACGUUCAUAGAUUGGUACUUUUAGCCAUUACUAUGAUUUGUAUAACUUUCCCAUACAAUUUUGAAAAAUAACAAAAGCUAAAGAAAGAUGUGUAACAUUUCAAAACUGUUUAAAUGUCCCAUUUUGACACCCGUCUUGUAGUUAGACAUAUUGUCAUUAAUGAUUCCGAGUUGGUUUAGUUGAGCCAUCUCAUUCUUCACUUCCUGUAAACCACUCCAUAGAUUUGUCUUUCUUCAUGAAAUUAGUUUUCUUUUCUUUGUUUGAUUGAUGGUCAUUGGCUACUGGAAUAAAAUAUGCAUUUUAAGAUAAA